GUUUUAUUCAGUCCUCCGUUUCAUCUGAAAUCCGAUAUCCUCCGCUCACAUGGCCGCAACCGCAGCUUCUUCCAUAGGUUCUUCUUUCUCCACCUCGAUCCAGACACACAAAGCUAUCCGAUCCAAAUCAUCAUCAUCAUCCUCCUCAUUCGAUCAUCUCUUCAAAAUUACAUUAUACCGACCGAUCCUUCACUUUCCUGGCCUAACAUCGCAAUUCAUCGCUAUCGAAUCGCCUUCUCACCUUGCUCAGAGGUGGAGAUUACCUGCUGUGGAGCUAGAAGGAGAAGGAGAAGGAGUAGGAGAUGGAGAGAAUUUGUCAUCUGAGGAGGAGGAAGCCGCCGAGUCUUCCAGUGGAGGCUUGAACACGAAGCUUUACUUCGGAAAUUUGCCUUAUAACUGUGAUAGUGCUCAACUCGCUGGAAUUAUUCAGGACUACGCCAGUCCAGAGCUUAUUGAGGUGCUUUAUAAUAGGGACACUGGUAGAAGCAGAGGAUUCGCAUUUGCAAUCAUGAGUAGUAUCGAAGAUUGUAACGCAGUGAUCGAGAACCUUGAUGGAUGCCAAUUUGGAGGUCGAACAUUGAGGGUGAACUUUUCAGACAAACCCAAGGUAAAAGAGCCAUUGUACCCAGAAACAGAACACAAACUCUUUGUAGGGAACCUAGCCUGGUCUGUUACAUCUGAGAUCUUGACUAAAGCAUUCGAAGAAGAAAGUGAUGUUGUGGGAGCAAGAGUGUUGUAUGAUGGUGAAACGGGAAGAUCUCGUGGCUAUGGCUUUGUUAGCUACUCGACGAAAUCUGAGAUGGAUACAGCUCUCGAGUUGAUGAAUGGAGUGGUAAUAAUUAAUUGCAUAUCUUUAAAAUUAUGAUAUCAAAUGGGAUUUAUGAAUUAUCCCAUCUUCGUCUAUUUUCAGGAACUAGAAGGGCGUGCAAUCCGAGUUAGUCAUGCAGAAGGGAAGAAACGGUAGAAAAAUCAAUGUUCUUAUUUUUUACAUUAGCUUGUAUAAAUGAUCAUUUGUUGUUUAUUUAAAUCAAUACAUUAUUGUUAAAAGAAGAUAUGAGACAUAAGUUCAUCAUUACAUAUACAUUA
Molecule: messenger RNA, 1086 nt
Organism: Impatiens glandulifera
Lineage: Eukaryota; Viridiplantae; Streptophyta; Magnoliopsida; Ericales; Balsaminaceae
Product: 28 kDa ribonucleoprotein, chloroplastic-like
Exons: 3
Coding region: 50-865 (271 amino acids)
Cellular component (GO): cytosol
Molecular function (GO): mRNA binding
Source: RefSeq, a predicted model, not a curated record